Messenger RNA from Fomitiporia mediterranea MF3/22, 1476 nucleotides. Its product is annotated as cation efflux protein. The record is from RefSeq and is a predicted model, not a curated record. The transcript has 9 exons. Gene Ontology annotation, molecular function: zinc ion transmembrane transporter activity. The coding region runs from base 1 to 1476 and encodes 491 amino acids. Gene Ontology annotation, biological process: intracellular zinc ion homeostasis; zinc ion transmembrane transport. Gene Ontology annotation, cellular component: membrane. Lineage: Eukaryota; Fungi; Basidiomycota; Agaricomycetes; Hymenochaetales; Hymenochaetaceae.
AUGCGUAGGGUCGCCAUCUCGCGGACUGCGAGGAUAUCGCUCCUUCUCUUCGUUGACGUAAUGUUCUUCCUCGCCGAGCUCAUCGUCGGCUAUAUCGUCGGCUCGCUCGCCCUCGUUGCAGACAGCUUUCAUAUGCUUAAUGAUAUCCUAAGUUUGGUCGUAGCCCUCUACGCGAUAAAGCUUUCCAAGCGAAAGGUCGACGAGACCGACACUAAAUACUCGUAUGGCUUUCACCGAGCUGAAAUUGUUGCUGCUCUCAUCAAUGGAGUGUUCCUACUGGCACUUUGCUUCUCAAUCUUCAUGGAAGCAAUUCAACGUUUCUUCGAUACUCCAAAGGUAUCGAAUCCAAGCCUCGUCGUAAUUGUCGGUUCCCUUGGCUUGGCUUCCAACAUUCUCGGUCUCUUCUUAUUCCACGAACACAGUCACUCGCAUGGACAUAAAAAUCACUCUAAGGAAACAACUACUCUAAGUGAGGAACUAGGACAAUCGGAAUUCACCAGUGCCCUUUCAAGCGGAAGCGUCAGUCCCACGUUCGACGAUGAAAGGGGUCGAAGUGAGGGUCGUUCUGACCCCGAUUCGUUGUAUGGACAUCCAGCCGCGACUCGCGUUCGUAUUGUCCAUAAGGCACAGGAACUACGGAGAGCUCGAUCAGUCUCCGUCAGCAGUAGUCGAGAGGGAUCGCCCACUGCGCAACGACGGGUACGAACUCACACUGGUUUUAUGCAUGUUGACGAGCCAGAAAAUGAUACUGUUGAGCGAGAUUUUUCCGAAACAACGCCUCUACCGAAGGGUCCAAACGGCAAGGAGAUCCCGUCACCUACUUCCCAUCACAGCCACACACAUCCUUCGCCUAGCUCUCAAGGAGCAAAGCGCUCAGGCGGUCACUCACACGGAUCCAUGAACAUGCAUGCUAUUCUUCUACAUGUGUUAGGCGACGCUUUGGGAAACGUCGGUGUAAUUGCCUCAGGUCUGAUCAUCUGGUUAUCCAAUUUGAGCUGGAAGUAUUAUUGGGAUCCCAUUGUUUCUCUGGUAAUUACCUGCAUCAUAUUUUCUUCCGCUUUGCCACUAGUUAAAAGCGCGUCUUUCAUUCUUCUUCAGGGUGUCCCGUCGGGAAUUUCCUUGCGAGAGGUAGAUGAAGCGAUCAGGGGCGUCGACGGCGUGCAAGACGUGCACGAACUCCAUAUCUGGCAGCUUUCUGAGUCAAAUGUGGUUGCGUCUGUACAUGUCCUCGCUUCCCGCAAACGCGAUUUUAUGCAAGUUGCGGCUGACAUUCGCAAGGCGUUGCACGAUCGAGGUAUCUAUUCAAGUACAAUCCAGCCUGAGUAUCAUUCGUCGCGUCAACUUCAAUCGGCCGGGACUUCUUCUCCGCCCUUACCUCCUCCUGGAACAUGCUGUCUCGUCACUUGUUCGCCUAAUCAGAAAGAUUGUGAUCCGUUAGAGCAUUCAUGUUGUCCUCCACCAGCGCCAAAAGCCUAA